CCCAGGGUAGCAGUGGACAAUUCAGUUGGUCUGGUCUGUUUCAUUCCAGCAGAAUGCAGCUGCCACUACUGCCAUUUCUGCUACUUCUGGCGCCAGCCAUCAGGUGUAAUGGUCCCCCAAGGGCAGUACUGACCCUGGAACCCCCAUGGUUCAAUGUGCUCCAAGGGGACAAAGUGACUUUGAAUUGUAAAGUGUUCCAGACCCCUGGACACCAUUCCAUCGAAUGGCUCCACAAUGGGUCAGCUCUCCCCAUCCACCAGAACUCCUAUACCAUCCCAGCUGUCAACAUAGAGAACAGUGGGGAAUACCAGUGCUGGACAGAACACACUACUCUUAGCAACUCUGUGAAACUACAGGUGUCUAGUGAUUGGCUGCUACUCCAAGUGGAGAGAUUAGAAUUCAUGGAAGGUGACACUAUGAUCCUGAGGUGCCACAGUUGGAGGAGCAAACGACUGCACAAAGUCACAUACUACCACAAUGGCAAAGACUUAAAGUUUAACCAUCAGACUUUCAACUACACUGUCUCUCAAGUGAGCCAUACUCACAGUGGAUCCUACUAUUGUCAAGGGAACAUGGGGCAUUCUACUCAUCUAUCCCCAACUGUGGUUAUCACUGUCCGAGAUCCAAGACCAUCUACUUCCUCAUCUUCUAAAAUCUGGUACUACAUCCCUUUCUACCUUGUGAUGGGACUUCUGUUUGCAGUGGACACUGGUCUGUACUUCACACUUAAGAGAGAGAUCAAUGAUCCAAAGAAGAACACAAGGCAUCCUCUAACCUUAGGAACCUGAGGAUGAUGACUCUUCAACCUGUAGAAUGACUGAGGUCUUGGCAUGGCAGCGACCCAUUCAUCUCUGUCUGCAUAUUCGUAUCCUAGUCCUCAUCCUUCUUAGUCCAUUCCUGAGGGCAGCAGAGGGGGACUCCUGUCCAGCUUGGGAUGAGGACUCUUCCUUAUCCCUAGCCUCCAGUAUCUCUUUGUCUUCAGAGGAUAGAGGUGUCUGUGAGCUCUAGGCAACAUAAUCAGCCUCAAUUAAUGCCCUUGUCAUGGCUGAGUUCCUAGGAACUCAGGGCUGCACAGUUACUGACCCUCCCCUAGAUACAGAAGGGCUUUAUAGAUAUAUGAAAUGAUUUUAGCAUUUUCAUAAAUAAAUAAAUUUCUAGUACGGUAACAAUUGAA
Molecule: messenger RNA, 1174 nt
Organism: Vombatus ursinus (common wombat)
Lineage: Eukaryota; Metazoa; Chordata; Mammalia; Diprotodontia; Vombatidae
Product: low affinity immunoglobulin gamma Fc region receptor II-a-like
Exons: 5
Coding region: 54-788 (244 amino acids)
Biological process (GO): cell surface receptor signaling pathway
Molecular function (GO): transmembrane signaling receptor activity
Source: RefSeq, a predicted model, not a curated record